AUGGCUCAGGAAUCCUUUGGAUGGCUCUCUGAGGCCUUAAAGUGGCCCUCUCUUAUAGUCUUUGGUUUAUUUGAUAUUGCUCUCGCAAUCACAAUUAUCAUUCUGACCGCUAAAUCAUCUACUAAGCAUGGAUUUGUUACAAUCCCCUCACGCAACACCACCUCGAGCAGCUCGCUGGCUCCUGUCCGUUUCAACGUCUCAUUGGAUCUUGGCAUUCUUUGGACCGCACUGCCCAGUUUUGUCUUCGCUCUCUUUGCCGCCUACUGGGCCUGGAUAGCCUGCGCUAUUGCAGAACGUCAACCAUACGUUGAAUUGCGCUCAAGAGGAGGUGCCGAAGCAAGGAAAUCGAUCUUGCUAGAUUAUCGCGUCACUCCAGUGGUUUUCCGCUGGUGGUCGGCAUUUCGAAAAUCCCACGGAACAGUUGGGGCGAUGACAUUGCUAUCGGUGCUGUUGACCUAUAUUACAGCGCCCUUGGCUGCGCGUCUGUUGACGCCUCAAGUCGUUUCAGUAUCGAAGACACUGCCAAUUACAUAUGACACUGAGUUUAGUGACAGCAACAUUAACUCAACUAUUGAUUGGCAGCCGAUUUUGAAUGUUGUCGCAGCUACGUUGCUCUAUCGAGGCAAAAGUAUUGCUUGGACAGACGACCAGUACGCCUUUCGCCCGUUCUCCAACCAUUCGAUCGUGCCAGCAUCAGCCGACAUCGAGGCAGAAACCACUGCUUUUGCCGCUUAUGUUAAUUGUGUAGUAGUUAAGGAUUACACUAUCACCUCAAAUGGAGAUUCUAGCUCGAGUCAGGGUACUGUUACCGUAUCUGGAGACGACAGAGGGUGCAGUUUUCGUCAGAAAUUCGGAGUCGCAAGUACGCAAAAAACAUACUUGAAGAGCACUUCAGUCAUUGACUGCUCUGCUCAAGCGUACUACAGUCGUUUAGUCUUCACAGCUGGGGUGUAUUCUUCUUCAGCCUCCAACCUACUCGACGAUAUCAGUGUCAUCUCCUGUGCAACAGGAUAUCGCCAAGUCGACGGCAACUUGAAGGUUUCCACACUGGCUGCGUCUCCAACCAUUCAAUCAUUUGAUGAGACAGGCCAGCCAGAUACUAGCCGGCCAACUCUCUGGAGAAUAUUUGAGCAAGGAAUCCUUGGGCCAGUCACCUUCAAUCCAAAAGCAAAAUCCUCCACUUCAGACAUGGGUGAUUUGAUAUUACAAUAUGCCCGAAAAUUGCAACCUUCGAAUCCAUUAAGCCCGGAGGUAUUGAUUCGAUCAAUAUCAACUAUCUUUACUGCCACGUACCUCAAUGGCGUAGGAUCUCACGGCUUUAGUUUACUUUCGAACCCUCAAGCCAGCACGGGUAAAGCUUUUAUCCCCACGACCCGCCUAUUCGUCGUUCCGUGGGUGGCGUAUGUCAUUCUUAUAUUCUUACUUAUCGCUUUCUGUUUCCUUAUAUGGGCGUUUUUCUACGUCUAUAAAAGACCUAGCAUUUUGACUGAGGAACCUGAAGGUCUUUUAUCAACCGCUGCAAUUUUGAGUGAGAGUGACCUUCUUCGUAUUAUUUCGAGCAUUCGCAAGGAGCCAGGUUUUGAUGGCAAUGUACGCGGCAGAGGCAAAAAGAACUCUGAAGUGAUGGACAGGAAGUGGACAGCGACGAAGGAUGAUGAACAUGGUCAAUGGGUUAUAUCACCGAUUUAA
Messenger RNA from Fusarium oxysporum Fo47, 1689 nucleotides. RefSeq names its product DUF3433 domain-containing protein. Lineage: Eukaryota; Fungi; Ascomycota; Sordariomycetes; Hypocreales; Nectriaceae. The coding region runs from base 1 to 1689 and encodes 562 amino acids. The record is from RefSeq and is a predicted model, not a curated record. The transcript has a single exon.